This is a messenger RNA of Tympanuchus pallidicinctus (lesser prairie-chicken), 1395 nucleotides long. RefSeq names its product BPI fold-containing family B member 4-like. The transcript is spliced from 15 exons. Gene Ontology annotation, molecular function: lipid binding. The record is from RefSeq and is a predicted model, not a curated record. Lineage: Eukaryota; Metazoa; Chordata; Aves; Galliformes; Phasianidae. Bases 1 to 1395 code for a protein of 464 amino acids.
AUGGAUGGAAGCAGAGCACUGCAGGACGGCCAUGGAGGGGGCCUGCUGGGUGGCGGGGGGCUGCUUGGCAGCCUGCUGGGUGGUGGAGGGCUGCUGGGGGGGCUGACGGGCAGUGGGGGGCUGCUUGGGGGACUGACGGGUGGCCUGCUGGGUGGAGGAGGUUUGCUGGGUGUCCUUGGGGACGGAGGCCUGCUCAGCACAGUGCAGGGGCUCACGGGGCUGAGGAUCGUGGAGCUGACUCUGCCCAGGGUGUCCCUACGGCUCCUGCCCGGCAUCGGCCUCCACCUCAACCUUUACACACGGGUGGCCCUCAAUGGCAGAAGCCUCCUGGGUCUGCUGGACAUUGCUGUGGAAGUGAACAUCACCUCGCAGGUCCGGCUGACCAUGGACGGCAGCGGCUACCCCAAACUGGUGGUGGAAAAAUGCAACACGCUCCUCGGGGGCAUUAAAGUCAGACUGCUGAGAGGCCUGCUCCCAAUUGUGGAUAAUUUAUUGGCUAGUGUCCUAAACAGGCUUCUGCCUAAUCUGCUCUGCCCAGUACUUGAUGUUGCCCUGGGACUUGUCAAUGAUCAGCUGGGGCUGGUCAACUCACUGGUGCCACUGGGCUUACUGGGCAGUAUCCAGUACACCGUGUCCAGCCUGCCACUGGUGACCGGCCAGUUCCUCGAGGUAGACCUGAAUACUGUGGUCGGAGGAGUAGCAGGAGGUCUGGUCGACUACCCACUGGGAAGACCAGAAAGUGUCCCCAUACCUCCACGGGUCCCCAUGCCGCCUCUGCCACCGAUGCCGGACACCAGCUCCUCCCAGCUGGGCCUAUCUGUGAACUUCCUCAGCUCGGUGCUGGCUGCCCUGCAGAAGGAAGGAGCCCUGGAUCUGGACAUCUCCAACACCGUGUUUCCUGAGCUUCCACCACUGACAACGUCGACUCUUGGAGCCCUGGUUCCUGUGGUUCUUAAGGCGUACCCUGAGCCGUGCGAGUUGCUGCUGAAAAUCACAGUUCCCAAAGCACCCGUGGUGACCUUAAAGAAAGAUAAAGCUGCCAUCCAGCUCAAGGUUACAGCAGAGGUGGUGGCCAUCCACUCAGCUGACGUGCAGAAGUUUCUCUGCCUUCUGAAUAUCGAUGCAUCCUUGAUGGCUCAGUUUGCUGUUGAGGCCAACAAACUGAAGAUCAGCACCGGCCUUGAGAAAACUGAGCUCUCCUUGGUGUCUUCAUCCAUUGGAGAUUUUGAUAUCUCACUGCUGGAGACGCUGAUCAACAAGGUCUUCGAUACUGCCUUCCUGCCUGCCCUGAAUGCUGUGCUGGGCCACGGGGUGCCGCUCCCACGCCUGCUGAACAUCGACUUCACCAACGCUGACAUCCACGUCAUCGAGGACCUCCUCGUGCUGUCAGCGUGA